AUGUCACGAUAAGUGAAGUUGCACCAAACCACGGAUCCGUCUCCGUGACUAAAAGAGAAGAGACUCUCUCUCUCUCAUUAACUUUCUGAAGCAGCAAACAGCUCGAUUUGAUUUCUCAGAGAUUUGAUCGUUUCGUUUAUAGUACCAUUGAUCUGGAUCUGGAGCUGGUGUAUUAAUGGCGUACGUGGAUCAUGCGUUCUCGAUAUCGGACGAGGACAUGAUGAUUGGGACUGCAUACACCGUGAAUAACCGACCGCCGGUUAAGGAGAUCGCGCUCGCGGUGUCUCUUCUGGUGUUCGGAGCCUUGGGGAUCGUCUCAGGCUUCUUCAUGGCGUACAAUCUAGUUGGUGGUGAUCGAGGCCACGGGAUUUUCUUCAUGGUACUGGGGUGUCUUCUGUUCAUCCCAGGGUUUUACUAUACUCGGAUCGCCUAUUACGCUUACAAAGGAUACCAAGGUUUCUCCUUCUCCAACAUACCCCCCGUUUAGUCCUAAUGUAUGUAUAGAGAUGAUGUUUACGCAAUGGCCUCACCUGUUUUCAUUCUAGUGUACUAGUUUUAGAGGACUUGUUAAAGUGAGUCCAUGUUUAAUACAAUAUCUUUCCCUUGUUGCUUUCCUCCUUUACUCUUGCAAGUCUGUGACAAUUAGUCCGAUACAUAUUUACAUAUAUAUAAUAUACCUGGUUCAUAGA
Molecule: messenger RNA, 689 nt
Organism: Raphanus sativus (radish)
Lineage: Eukaryota; Viridiplantae; Streptophyta; Magnoliopsida; Brassicales; Brassicaceae
Exons: 2
Coding region: 176-487 (103 amino acids)
Cellular component (GO): endomembrane system
Source: RefSeq, a predicted model, not a curated record